Messenger RNA from Anneissia japonica, 2974 nucleotides. RefSeq names its product carbohydrate sulfotransferase 10-like. The record is from RefSeq and is a predicted model, not a curated record. Gene Ontology annotation, biological process: carbohydrate biosynthetic process. Gene Ontology annotation, cellular component: membrane. The coding region runs from base 1075 to 2094 and encodes 339 amino acids. Lineage: Eukaryota; Metazoa; Echinodermata; Crinoidea; Comatulida; Comatulidae. The transcript is spliced from 4 exons. Gene Ontology annotation, molecular function: sulfotransferase activity.
ACCGUUUUUUUACACUUAUGACCAAUAACAAUAAUAUAGGAUAGGCUAGACCUAAUCCAUUAUGGAUACAAUAAUGUCAUCCAUCGAUCAAAACAUCCAUUUUGAUUAAUCAAACAGCAGCUUUUUGACUGUGGCAGUGCCGAUAGAAAACUGCAGUUUUUUGGCACUGUGGCAGUGCCGAUAGAAAACAGCAGCUUUUACACACUGCUGCAGUGGCCAUAGAAAACAGCAGCUUUUUCGCACUGCAGCAGUGCCGAUGAAAACAACAGCUUUUUUUUGCACUGCGGCAGUGGCGAUAGCCUUAGCCUCACCUAACGGGGAAAUAAAAUAGGGGUAAAUUAACUAAAAGCCAUAUAUAGGGGCCUAUUUGAAAAUUACAAUUUGCAAAUCUCUUCGAUAAAACAUUUAAAAAAAAACAAAACUUUUUUCUUUAAUGUGAAUUAUCAGCUUCGGGAUUUACUGCGAAAACAUAAACUAUCACAAUGAAAACUUUUAACGGAAUAAUUUAUUAAUUAUCAUUCAGGUUUCGAUUAUUAACAGACGCUUGUAUAUACAUCCAUAACCUGUGCUGACGGAUGCAAAAAAACUAAUUGAAUUGUUACAUAAUGAAAUAAAUAAUGAUUAUAUAAUGGUUAAUGGUUAUUAUGUAAUCGUCUGAUAAUUGGUGAUCGUAUUUGAUGUCAUUUAACUUCAUGAGUCCUGUAUACCAACAUUUUCAAUAACAUUGGAUUCUGAACGGCUAGUGGCCACCUUAUCCUUUCAAGUCACCACUACAACAUAAACAAAAACUAAUAGGUAUGCAAAAACUAUAGAAUGGUUAUAUAAUGGUUACCGGUAUAUAAUGAUUAUAUAAUGAUUAUAAUUAUAAUGGUUAUUAUGUAAUCGUCUGAUUGGUAAUACUACUUGCAUUAUGGCAUUUAAUUUCUUGUGUUUUAAAAAUAUUUCAGUUGACCAAAGGAGAUUGGAUUUAGAACGGCUAGUGGUCUUUAUCAUAUCAAGCCUCAUGCUAUUAGGCCUACAUAAAGAUUCUCAAGAAGAUGUGAAUCAGAAUAUCUUGUAGUGUCAGUUGCAAUAAUGAAACGCGAUUUCAUCGGAAUUCUGCUGACAGCGGGAAUCCUUGUUAUCUUCUUUUGGAACAGUGUUCCUCAAUCCACUAUAACUACACUAAAAUCUGUGGUGCCAAAAGCUAAGGCGGGUAGAUUAGAUCAACAGAAAAAUGAUUUUCUACGGAGAAUGCGGAACAUUCAAAACGAACGGAAGCAGACUCUGAAAAAAGCAUGCAAGAAGUACAAGUCAAAAAUUGGGAAAGUAGACGUUUACAAACAUCCGCCAUGGAAUAUUGCCAUUAACGACGAAUACAAACUCCUCUACUGCUUCACGCCAAAAGUCGCCAGCACCAGCUGGAAAAGGCUCCUUUUAGUUCUGAAUGGUUUUAUGAACAGUACAGACGAUCUACCUCAACAUGUCGUCAACCGAGCGGGAAUGAAUUCGUUUCAGUACCUCGAAGAACGAUCGCCAAAAGAUGUCAAGUACAUCCUAAGUUCUUACACAAAAUUUAUGUUCACUCGAAAUCCCUUCUCAAGAGUUCUCUCUGCUUUUCGCAACAAACUCGCUCCUGACACAAAUUUUAGUCAGACAGAUAUAUGGAGGGACAAACUUGGUUAUUAUUUAUCUACGCUGUAUACCAAUGAAACGAAGGGUGACACCCAGACAAGUUACAAUUUAACUUUCAUGGAUUUUGUCCAUUUUCUGACCGAUCCAGAUCAAACGGACCACAAACACUGGAAGAAUCCGCAUUGGGGGUAUCAGUACCAACGCUGUAGACCAUGCGAAAUCGAAUACGAUGUUAUAGGCAAGUUUGAAAGCCUACAGGAAGAUGCUAGGUAUAUAAUGAGGAUUGCGCAUAUCGGUAACGUGACGUCAUUUCCGUCGUCGAGCGGAAGCAAUCCCACGGAUAGUUCAAAUACGCGUAGUCUGCACUCUUACUAUUCCACCUUACCUGUCAGUUACAUACAGUCGUUGUAUCAACGAUAUAUAAUAGACUUUGAAAUGUUUGGAUACAAAAAGCCAACGUCAAACAUUCCGUUUAAAUGAUAUUCUUUUAGUAGUAAUAAUGAAAUGAAUGUAGUUUUUAAAACAUAGAUCAAUGUAUUUAUUUAUUUAUGUGUUCGAAACAGACAAAUAUUGACCAUCAAUAUUUAUUUAGGAGAAAGUCAGUGGGAAAAUUUUUAUUGCAACGGCUCCGCGGAAGUUGUAAUGAAAUCGUAUUAUAAACAUUCUGAAAAAAAAAUGUAUGGCGAUUAAUUAUAAAUGUCAAAAUUAACGAGGCGAUACCCCAUUGUUGAGGAUGUUAUGGUUUAAUUAACUUUACGUCCCUUCAUAUAGGAAAUAGUCCCGGUUCAUUUCAUCACGAUGGUAUGGCAGGGUAUACUAAAGUCUAUAUCACGCUAGAACAGUUUAUUAGGCGUGUUGCCGCAAACGCUAGUAACGUUCGCUCGCCUGCGUCAUGCCACAAAGUGGAUUUUCAGUGUGAAACGCGAACAUUAUCACAAAAUACAUUUUCAAUGUUGUACACGUUCUUACCAAUCUCUAUCUAUUGUAUAGCACUAUCUUUUUUUUUAGUAAAGAGUAAAGAGAAGGGCUUCUUUUCAAAAUGAAUGCCGUAAAUUUUGGGAAUUUGUACUAUAAAACAAUAAUAACUAGGCCUAAGGCCACUGCCACCGGUGUUGCUAAUGUGUGUGUCGUGUUACAAAACAGUACAGUAAUUAUGUAAUUGUACAUUAUCCGAGUCCAUUGAGUGGUUCUUCCAUACGGAUUAAACAAGUGCCAUAAAUAUGAUAUGUAUAAAUGUCGUCGAUGUUUAUUCUGUUUUUCAAAUUCUCAUUUAAUAGUUAAAAUCCCCCAUAAAGUGAGUCGCAAAAAAUCCCCCAGAGACCUAUUAGUACACGUAAUAAAGUAGUGUUUUACAAACGAA